Molecule: messenger RNA, 1092 nt
Organism: Paralichthys olivaceus (Japanese flounder)
Lineage: Eukaryota; Metazoa; Chordata; Actinopteri; Pleuronectiformes; Paralichthyidae
Product: complement C1q-like protein 2
Molecular function (GO): protein binding
Source: RefSeq, a predicted model, not a curated record
GAUUUCGGAGUGUUUUUCAUAAGCAGAAGGAGACUCAGAGUCCAAAACCACAAGGAUGAAGACGAUUGCAGUGCUGAUUCUUGCCUUCAGCUGCUGUCUAAGUGAAGCGCAAGUUAAAGAAAAUGGGGACAUCGCUGAUCAUUGUACAGGAUCAAGCAGGUGCUGUGAAAUAUGCGGCCUCACUUCUGUAGCCCGAAACCUGGGAGCUGUGGAAGAGAGAAUCACAAACAUGGCAGAGAAAAUAACACUUCUGGAGUCCAAGUUGCAAAAUACUGAAAAAGAAGUCCUGGAGCUACGGAGCCUCACCACAAGCACACCUCAGGUGGCCUUUUCUGUAGCUCUCAGGGACUCUGGCAGUGGAAACAUUGGACCUUUCAACAUUGACACCCCACUAAAGUACAAGAAGGUCUUCUCAAAUACUGGCAAUAACUACGAUCCUUCAACAGGCAUUUUCACAGCAGUGGUCGGAGGAAUGUACUUCUUUCGAUUCUCAAUGUUCAACAACUUGGCUUCUACUCCCAGCUCUGUUUUGAGCCUCAUGAAGAACGGCCAACGGCUGGUAUCUGUGUGGGACACCUCAGGGACUGACGCUAACGACAUGGGCAGCAACGCUGCGGUCAUCGCCCUCAGCGCGGGUGACAGUGUGCAUAUCGAGCUCCCGGCAAACAGGAUAGUCUAUGAUGAUUCCAUGAACUACAACACCUUCACUGGUUUUCUGCUCUUCACCAUGUGAUUCAAACAACACAAUUUAAUGUCUGCAUAGCUCUUCAUGCUUUUGCAAUAAAACAUCCAACUUUAUUAUCUCUGACUAACUAACUGUUAAUUAUGGAAAGUGGAAAGAAUAAUUAAUGUAUCAUAAAUCAGACAUGUUUAGGGGACUGAUAAAGUGUGUGCAAUUUGGUGCAGAUCCAAAUAAAAUGUGGAUCAUGUGAUUUUAAAUGUGGUUUCAUAAGGGGGCUGUUGGGCCUUGGCAAAGGUAUUGACUCUACUAGUUAGUAAUGUUAGUGUCUGUUGACUUACACACACAAAUACACACAAUGGUAAGAUUGUAAAUUAUAAAGAUAAUAAAGUAAUAAAAUAAAUACAAAAGCA